AUGGUGCUAAUCACUGAAUCUCACGUCGAUAUCGAAACAUCUGGGGGCACGAAGAUGAGAGUCUUCUUGUUUCACCCAGUUAUUUCUGGGUACCCUAAUGCAAAAUUCCCUGGUGUUGUUGUGUGGAGUGAGAUCUACCAAGUUACUGGACCGGUAUCCAGGUUCGCGAGGCAAAUUGCUGGGCAGGGGUACAUCUGUGCUGCACCUAGUGUAUACCACGAUUUUGAGGGUCCUGCUGCAUUGGCCUACGAUGUCCCGGGAACCGAUAAGGGAAACGAGUACAAGAUCAAGAAGACUGUCGCUUCGUACGACGAGGACGCAAAACUGACUGUGGACUACUUAUUGGGACUAAAAACUUGCACAGGCAAGAUCGGAACUACUGGGAUGUGCCUCGGUGGUCAUCUGGCAUUCAGUUCUACCCUUGGACUGAACAAAAAGGAUGAUUCUUUGGCACGGAUCCCAGAAAUAAAGGGAGAGUUGGCGAUGAUCUUUGGGAAAAUGGACAACCAUGUCCCACCUGCGGGUCGUGACCUGAUCAGGAAGACCCUUCAUGAGGCAGGGACCAAGUUCAGCUUCUAUGAGUUUACCUGGGCUCAACAUGCCUUCAUUCGGGACGAGGAGUCCAAAGGAAGAUACGACCCUGCCCUCUCAAAGAUCUGCUUUGAAGUCCUCCUCGAGCUCUUCACCAGGACUCUGAAGACAGACUUAGGUGUUCAUGUCAAUGAUGAUACCGAAAUUGAAGAUGUCUGUUAA
This is a messenger RNA of Morchella sextelata, 753 nucleotides long. RefSeq lists its product as uncharacterized. Lineage: Eukaryota; Fungi; Ascomycota; Pezizomycetes; Pezizales; Morchellaceae. The transcript has 7 exons. The coding region runs from base 1 to 753 and encodes 250 amino acids. Gene Ontology annotation, molecular function: hydrolase activity. The record is from RefSeq and is a predicted model, not a curated record.